AUGCAUAUCUGCGGGGUUGUGGACCGGGGAAGCGGCCAGGUGUAUAUGGAGUCUUCCAAGGAAAUUUCCUUGGCCCCUUCGAAGGGUGCGUCCUGGGUCCAUGAGACGCCUUUCCUGCCUGAAGGGUGGGAAGAAACCAAUGCGAUCGGUGCGCCUACACUGAGGCAUGCAGCCAUGAGACAAGCUUUGUCAGACCAAAGAAAUCUUCGGCCCGAGCUAUUCAAGUCUGUUCACUGGCGGGUCGCAAAGUACCUGUGGGAUUGCCUUGGCAAGUGUAAAAAGCAGACUGCAUACGCGUGGAAGCUAUUCGCUACGGCGUAUCCCGAGGAAUUUCGCAAGGUUGCUCCGCAUCGUGCUAUGAAAGUUGAGAGUCCCCUCAUGUCCAUCCAGGAUUAUUUGGGCCUAGUCAAAUGUGAGUCGCUGAGUUGGGGAGCAACCCUGACUCUAGCGGCCACACAAGUAAGAACUCCUGAUCUCGUGGGCUUAGCCAACAUCCCAAAUCUUGUUGCGUUAGAGAUUGCCACUCCGAUGCUUUAUGAAGGCGUUCAGGAAGAGGGUGAGGUGCCUAUGGUGAAUCUUGACGAUCGGAUCGUGCGGUCGUGGAGCGAGUUGGCGCAAAAUUCCAAGGGGUUUGCAAAUCUGAGGGUCCUGAUGCUGCAGUUCCAGCACAGAAUCUCCCGUGCUGCACUGCGUUAUUUUCAUGACUUCCCCGCAUUGCAGUUUCUUGUGCUGAAUCACUGUUCCGUGCUGCCGGUUGACGCUGUCGCUGGGUUUGAAUUAGAAGGCUGGGCUGUCGUGGACAUGGAUGAGGUGCCCAAAACUCUGCACAGCAUCUACCAGAAGACUCUUGAGAUUGAUGAUGCAGAACAGACGUCUUUUCCCCUUGAUGCUCGUAUCUUUUCUCUUCAAGUUGGACAAAGAACGCAUAAGGUCUUGCGCGCGUCAUCGAGGCAGUUCUAUCGUACCGUUUGUCUCCGUCGCGUCAAGGCUUAUGCAGAACGGCCGGCUAAGAAGUUGAAAACAGCUCCAAAACCACUACCCGCGGGACCGAAACGGGCAGUGAUGAGGGAGCGCAAGCUGAAAGACCUUGGAGGUCUGCUGCAGGACUUUCUUUAGUCAAUGCGGAUACGCAUGAUGGAUGAUGUCACUUGCAGGAGGCAGAUGCAUAAGCUCUGGCCUCUACCUGUACCAGUGCGCGGGUGCCUGGUGAUUGCGCGAAUGAUCUUCAUUCCCUCCCUGACUUUGAAUGUCUCAUCUGUCUUUCUGACAC
Aspergillus homomorphus CBS 101889 is the source of this 1270-nucleotide messenger RNA. RefSeq lists its product as uncharacterized. NCBI's taxonomy places the organism in Eukaryota, Fungi, Ascomycota, Eurotiomycetes, Eurotiales, Aspergillaceae. The transcript has 3 exons. The coding region runs from base 1 to 1116 and encodes 371 amino acids. The record is from RefSeq and is a predicted model, not a curated record.